Trichoderma reesei QM6a is the source of this 1392-nucleotide messenger RNA. RefSeq lists its product as uncharacterized. NCBI's taxonomy places the organism in Eukaryota, Fungi, Ascomycota, Sordariomycetes, Hypocreales, Hypocreaceae. The record is from RefSeq and is a predicted model, not a curated record. The transcript has 3 exons. Bases 1 to 1392 code for a protein of 463 amino acids.
AUGCCAAUCGGCAUACAGCGUCUCAACGCGAAAACAUCGCAGCCAAAUCCUCACAUCGUCUUCAUCAAACCACUCAAGGGGAGAGAUGAGAGAAUUGCGCAGGACUUCUUGGAGAGGAUCGCAGCGCAAUGCCUUCCCGUGAUGCGCAAGCACCAUAUCCACGUCAUGUCGCUAGAGGAGUUCCCCCCUAACAGAGAGUUUGUGGGCCGCAACUUCAACGCCGGGGAGGUGAUUCAGCUGGUCCUCAAGGCGCCUGGCAGCGGCCGGUGGCUUCCCUUCAACUACGUCCAGAUGGUCAUGAUGCAUGAGCUGGCGCACUGCGCGCAGAUGAAUCACUCGAGGGCCUUUUGGGCAGUGCGAAACCAGUAUGCCGAACAGAUGCAAGCCCUGUGGGCAGAAGGCUACAAAGGCGAUGGGUUAUGGGGGAGGGGAGCAACGCUGGGGACCGGAGAGUGGGAAAAGAACAGCGUCCUGGCUGAUGAGGUGCUCCCCGAGCAUCUUUGUGGCGGGACGUAUCGGUCACGGGGGAGGAAAAGAAAGGCCAAGCCUGUCUUGACGUACCAGGAGCGAAAGGAGAGGAGAAUUCUCAAGAAAUUCGGCAAAAACGGCGUCGUACUGGGCGCAGAUGAGGAGGAAAAGGUGAAGCUGGAAAAGGGCAAGCGAGUGCAGGCGAAGCCCAGGGUGGCAGGCAGCUUGCGAGGCCGCGAACUCCGUGCAGCCGCCGCCCUGGCCCGGUUUGAGCAGAACAAAGACGACGGCAAGAAGAAGGAGGAAGAGGAGGAAGAUAUCAGGAACUGGGACGAAGACUCCAGCGACUACGAAGAUGCAAGUGUGGAUUCUAAGCCCGCUGUUGAUGUGGAUGGCACUCGGAUGGUGGACAAGAAUGGCGAUGGCAUGGUCAAGGUGUGCGAAGACGAAGACGCAGAUGAUGCCGACGCGAGGAACGAACUGAACCAGCUUCACGGUCUCUUCAAGAGGCGAGAGAUCAAGCGAGAACCAGGUGGCGGAAAUGCCAACCUACGCUCGUCCGAGAGGAGUCCCACCAGUCGGGAACAGGCACUCGAAAAUGGCACGCCCAUCAAUCCGGCAGCAUCCAAAAACGGAAGCAGUGACCAUCCGUACCGCGAGACGAUCUCGACGACCUCGACAUCCUCGACAGCUCAACCGACUACCACGACUGUCACGGCAGCAGCAAAAACAACCUCCUCGUCAUCCUGCUCAGUGUGCUCCUAUGAAAAUCCCAAAGCCGCCGUGACAUGUGGUGCAUGCGCCAAUGUCCUCCAUCCUGCUACGCCAGGCUGGCGUUGCGACAGCGCAUCCUGCAGAGACACGGCGUAUGUGAAUUCCCAGGACUGCGGAGUCUGUGGUUUGUGUGGGCAGAGGCGCGGCUGA